Macadamia integrifolia is the source of this 732-nucleotide messenger RNA. RefSeq lists its product as uncharacterized. NCBI's taxonomy places the organism in Eukaryota, Viridiplantae, Streptophyta, Magnoliopsida, Proteales, Proteaceae. The transcript has 3 exons. Bases 160 to 504 code for a protein of 114 amino acids. The record is from RefSeq and is a predicted model, not a curated record.
CAGAGGCUUUUAAAACAUAUCAAUAAUGUAAUAAUAAAAGACUAGACAGAAGCUUUUAUGCUUUGUUGACAAAGUUCUGCUUGGGAUUAGUUGGUUGGCAAGGAAGGAAUACUGAGAUUCUCUUUUAGUGGGGGUUUGGUUACUUGGUUCCGACUUCCGAUGCUUGUGGGGCUCUGGACUUAUCAUUUCAUUUGCUCUAUUUUGGUUGCAGAUUACCUGCAUUUUCGUUUUCCUUUUGGAUACUGCAGUAGACUAGUAGUUGUUGCAUCAAUAGAAAUCUAUCUUUUUUGCAUGGGAACUGGUUCCUGCAGUUGGGUUCUUUCAGUGAUACUGUGUUGUUGGGUCCUCUUCCUUUCUGGAGUAAACCCUGGGGACAAUUUAAAUGGGGCCCGUAAGGUUAGAGGUGUGAACCUGGGAGGAUGCCAGGAUGGUUGGUUGUGGAAGGAAGGAUUAAACCUUCUCUGUUUGAUAGUAUCCACAAUGGAGAUAUGCUUAGACAUUUGAAGAAUGCCAUCUGAGAAAGACAAGAAGAAGAAGAAAUGGAGGAGUUUACUGACCCAAGGUCAGCUUGCUUGUUUUGAAGACGCAAGAGAUAACUGCAACUUUAAGUGCUUGUAUAGUAAGGCACUAGGACAUGAUGGUUGAUGUAAUCAUAUAAAAGUUUGUGUGGAAACACUUACAGUUGUGGACAAAAAAUCAUUGUCUAUUGCCAAAUUUGUUAUCAUUUUCUCA